This is a messenger RNA of Onychostruthus taczanowskii (white-rumped snowfinch), 5174 nucleotides long. It is a transcript of the gene DPY19L3, whose product is annotated as dpy-19 like C-mannosyltransferase 3. Lineage: Eukaryota; Metazoa; Chordata; Aves; Passeriformes; Passeridae. Bases 287 to 2437 code for a protein of 716 amino acids. The transcript is spliced from 19 exons. Gene Ontology annotation, molecular function: mannosyltransferase activity. Gene Ontology annotation, cellular component: nuclear inner membrane. The record is from RefSeq and is a predicted model, not a curated record.
UCCGCCGCACGCCCGCCCGCGGCCGCCCGAGCCAGCGAUGGAGGCAGCGGGGCCGGGGGCCGGGCCUGUGACGGGCGGCUGUGCCCGCCCCGGCUCUCGGUCUCCGCCCGGCAGGGCCGAGCGCCCGGCGCCGCGCCCGCCCCUUCCCCUUUCCCUUCUCCUUUCCCUUUCCCUUCGCUUUCCCCGUCCCUGCCCGCGGCGGGGCCCGGGCGGCUCUCGCAGCAGCGCCGGCAGCAGCGGCCGCAGGAGUCAGGCUGAAGAAUAAUGAAUUGAAGUGACUGACACCAUGACAACCGUAAGACAGAGAAGGGUUGGAAAAGGCACAGAAGCAGCUGAAGAUCAGCCUUCAGAGGAGACAAACGUGAAGCCUGAUGGGAAAAUUCUGCCUGAUCAUCCAGGUGGAAAGCUGUGGAGCAUACUCUCAAUAACUCUUGGUGGAAUUGUUGCCAUCUGUCUUGGACUUCUUACUUCUGUUUAUGUGGCUACACUGCAUGAAAAUGACCUGUGGUUUUCCAAUAUCAAGGAGGUUGAAAGAGAAAUUUCAUUCAGAACCGAGUGUGGACUUUAUUAUUCCUACUACAAACAGAUGAUUCAGGCUGCUUCCAUUCAGCAAGGUUUACAUGGUUUAGUAUAUGACAAUAAAACUGAAUCUGUGAGGACAAUUAACAUACUUGAAAGAAUGAAUGUUUACCAGGAGGUGUUUCUCAGCAUUCUGUAUAGGAUUCUUCCAAUUCAGCAAUACCUAGAGCCUGUUUAUUUUUAUAUCUACACUUUGUUUGGACUUCAGGCAGUUUAUGUCAUUGCUCUGUAUGUAACAAGCUGGCUUCUUAGUGGAACAUGGCUUUCAGGGUUGUUGGCAGCUUGCUGGUAUAUUACAAACAGAGUAGAUACUACAAGGGUAGAAUUCACCAUUCCUUUAAGGGAGAACUGGGCACUGCCAUUCUUUGCUGUUCAGAUAGCAGCCAUCACAUACCUACUCAGAACUCAUUUACAGCCUGCUCAAGAAAGGCUCACACUCAUGGCAGUAUUCAUAGCAACGUUUCUCUUUAGCCUGACUUGGCAAUUUAACCAGUUUAUGAUGCUGAUACAAGCAUUGGCAUUGUUCAUACUGGACUGCUUGGACAUGCUUCCCACAGCAAAGGUUACAUGGCUCUAUAUCAUUCAGAUUUCUGGGUUACUGCUGGUCUGUGUCCUACAGUUCUUCAAUUCUAUGAUUCUUGGGUCAUUACUUAUAAGUUUUAAUGUUUCUGUCUUAAUAGCAAGAACAAUCCAGAAAAACCUAAAAAAGGGUGGCUUGCUUGAUAGGCUUGGGAAACUUAUCCUCCAUGUUCUACUAGUUUUGUGCUUGACUCUCCUAAUAAAUAAAUUCAUUAAGAAAAUUCUUAAUCUUGAGUCAGAUGAGCAUAUAUUCAAAUUCCUGAAAGCAAAAUUUGGAUUUGGAGCAACAAGAGAUUUUGAUGCUAACCUGUAUCUUUGUGAAGAAGCCUUUGGUUUGCUACCUUUAAAUACUUUCUCAAGACUCUCCAGUACAUUACUUUUUUACAUCUAUGGAUUUGUUCUCUUCCUUCUGACAGUAGCAGCUGUAAUUGUUGCCUUUCGGAACCUCAGUGGUUCAAAUCAAGUCCAUUUUAAGGACAAAAUGGAAGAAUAUACAGUGACACUGAAGCCUGAUGCUGCCUACAGCUUAGCUCACACAGUUCUUUUUGGAUGUCUGGCAUUAAGCACAAUGAGGAUGAAGUACCUCUGGACAUCCCACAUGUGUGUUUUUGCAUCCUUUGGCCUGUGCAGUACAGAGGUUUGGAAACUCAUCCUGAAGUGUCUCCAUCUCUACACAUCCCAGAGGACACAGGUGAUUAAGUAUUCUAUACCAAUAAUUACAUUACUGUACAUUUCAUUUAAGUUCUGGCCAGGAAUAAUGGAUGAACUAUCAGAGCUGAGAGAAUUCUAUGACCCAGACACUGUGGAGCUGAUGAACUGGAUUAAGUCAAACACUCCAAACACAGCAGUGUUUGCUGGGAGCAUGCAGCUGUUGGCAGGAGUCAAACUGUGCACUGGACGGACCUUAACCAACCAUCCCCACUAUGAGGAUAAGAAUCUGAGAGAGAGAACAAAACAGAUCUACCAGAUCUAUGCCAAGCGCUCUCCCGGUGACGUGCACGGCAUCCUGCGCUCCUUUGGCACGGACUACGUGAUCCUGGAGGACAGCAUCUGCUACGAGAGGAGGCACAGCAGGGGCUGCCGCCUGCGCGACCUGCUCGAUGUAGCCAACGGCCACAUCAUGGAUGGCUUGGGAGAGAAUGAACCUGAUUUGAAACCUUCAUUGUAUCCUCGCUUCUGUGAGGAAAUUAAGAAAAACCUUCCUUCUUACACCAUGCACUUCACCAGGGUGUUUCAGAACAAAACAUUCCACGUUUACAAACUUGCCAAGCAUAAAUAACAUUUCCAACCAUGACUUCAAGUUCAGUAUUUCACUGCUAGGACCACAUUAGGAAAUGCAGUUAAAGUUUACAAACAGGUUACAUUUUUAGGACAAUUUACACCAAUGGUUUUUUGUUUAAUUACUGUGAUUCUUUUUUUAGACAGUUUAAUUUUGAUAACAUUAUUGAUGUUGCCAAAAUUUUCAUAAAUUCCUAAAUAAAUGCUAGCAGGGGCCAUUUAGAUUUAAAUUCUGACCCUCAGAAUACUUAGGUUGUAAUUGUUUUCCAGUUUCAAUUGAUUGGAAGACAAGGGCAGCAGCCUGUGAAUUGCUCAACACUUCAGAUUUUCCUCUCCAAUUAUAGAAAUUCAGUGAAAGCAACCCAUGCUGCUCCUGCCCUGAGUAAGCAUUGCCUUUGUGAAUCCUAAAAAUAGUCACAAAAUGAAGUUUUGUCUUACAAUCUGAUCCUUUUUGACAGAUCUUGUGCUCUUUCAGUGCCUCUUUUUUGAAUUUUUUGGGAAUGUAUGUGAAUAUGAGUUUCCAAUUUUCUGAGUAUGAUUGCAGAAUCAGUGAGUGCGGAUUAAGAAAACAAUUUUGAAGAAAAAUAAUCUUUGGUCCAGCAUUUUUAGUGAUCAGAAACAAACUGGUUUAUAACAUUAAGUGUUUAAUGAUGGAGUGUUACGUAUUUUUAGUGAGAAAAAAGGCUGGAGCAUGCUUGAUACGUGUUGCAUGUUUGUAUCCUUGUAAAAUGCUCAGAACAAACAAAAAUCCAAAUUUCUCAGUUUGGAUUUUCAGAACACUUUCCUGUAUAUAUUUUCUGAACUACAGGGGAUCCUUUCUCUCCUCGUGUGAAUCCCACUAGGAUAGCAAAAUUGGACAAAAGAAAAACUCAUCUCUAAAGCAGCAGGAAACCAGUAUUUCAAAUACAUUCAGAUAGCAGAGCUUUGUUUUGUAUUAUUCCAGAAACAAAGCUCUAUAUUUUAGCACAAAAUCACUGUGUCCUUGUUCUUUAGCCUAAAACAGAGACUAACAGUAUUUUAAAAUGAUGUGGAAGAUUAAGUUAAGCCAGAGCUCAAUGGUGAGAAUUUUGUGAUUUGUUUAUAUCCUUUGUUUUUUUACCAGCCUGAACUUUGUGAUUUGUAUCAGAUUUCUAAAUGUUACGAAGGUACCACAUGACCUUUGCCGUGUUUUUAGCACUGCUUUGGUUUUAGAUUGAAAUGAAAAAUAAAUUUGGAAGCCUCACAGUACUCUCCAUCUUGAAUUAGAUGUCCACUAGGCUCAUUGUUUGUUACAAAAAACAGAAUUGUAAUAAUCAAGUGCCUCUAGGCCCAGGUUGAAUUAACAUUUGAACACCUAUAAGACUGUUUGUGGCCUGUGCAAAUAACUCAGUUAUAGUAAUUACCACUGCAAUUAAUUUCUAAUGAUGGGAAACUUAAAGUGCAACAGAUAGCAAACUCUACAUUUCAUUUAAUCAAGAUGUGUAAUGAGAUUAGCUGUCACAACUGAGCUGGGCUCCAAUUCCAAAUGAUUUAAGUGUUUUCCCUUUCAGUUGUACCAAGGUAAAUUACCAAAGAGAUGGAGAUGGUUAUGUCACAUGCUCAAACAAUUUUAUAUUCAGUAAAUACUCAUUAAACAAUGUUAACAUCCUUCUGCCUUUGUGGCACAGAAGGCUGUGCUGUAGCCAGGCUGUGUUAAAUCACACACUGACAGGAGCUGGGUUGUUACACUGAGUAGCUGAAACUCCUGAGUAAUUCCUAGCCUGUAUCCUUUAAUGAGGUUGGAGACCACUGCAGUUUAACAUAAUACAAUAAUAAAACAUUUUAAUCAGUAUUAAAACUUUAAUUAGGCCUGUAAUGAUGCAUGAUUCUUGCUGCAAGCCUGGGUCAGUGAAUCCCUCAGUGGGUGCUUUCAGUAACUGAAAACAAGCACACAAAAGGUAAAAGAUGUCUGGGCUGUAUGGCAUGUUCUAGAAUGCAACUGCAUCUUUCUGGAAAGGUGCAGUGACUUUCUUUUGGUGGAGGGGAGGCAUUCCCAGGCCCAGUGAUAACCUGUUUUUUUCAGAAUUUACUUGUAGGUAACAGCUGAGACUAAGAAAUCCUGCCUGAAACAGUAAUUAUUUUUAAACAAACUUAUUUCAAAAAUGCAGUUUCUAAUCUUGCCAAAGGAGAAAUUUAACAUUUUCAUAGAAACUACCAAGUGCAAUCUGGUUUAUUUGGGGUUUUUUACACAGAAAGAUGCAUUAUGAGAGAUUAUCAGAAAGGUUUAACACUAAGGGGUUAUUCCAGGGACUGUAGUGCAGCAUUCAGACACCAACUGCUUCAAACAGUACAUCCAGGUGCCGAGGGCCAAAAGCAGUUCCCUGCUCCGAGGGAGCAGCUCCUCCCUGCCCCUGUUUGAGACAGGCCUGGGAGGGGCUGGGGGAGAGGGGCUGCACCUCCCUUCCUGAGGUACCCCCAGCAGUGGCAACGGCAGGGACUGGCUCCUCCCGUGUGCUCCUUGGUGGCCACAAGGACUUCGUGCUGCAUGUGAUCAGUGGGAUUGUGGUAUAAAUUACUUCUUUUGAGAUUGCAGGGACAAAAUGCUAUCGAGGAACAAGGACUUUUUUAGGAGAGAAAAGCCUUUGAGAUCCGUAAGUGUAUUUUAAUUUCUUGUUUCAGUGUUCUGCUGGUGGGAUCUAACAUAGUUAUUUUAUAAUAUGUUGUUGUAAAGAGAUGUAAUGACUAUUGUAUACUAAAUAAAUUGUGUAAUUUGAAAGUCA